Molecule: messenger RNA, 2408 nt
Organism: Podarcis muralis (Common wall lizard)
Lineage: Eukaryota; Metazoa; Chordata; Lepidosauria; Squamata; Lacertidae
Product: histone H4
Cellular component (GO): nucleosome
Molecular function (GO): DNA binding; structural constituent of chromatin; protein heterodimerization activity
Source: RefSeq, a predicted model, not a curated record
UAAUAUUGAGCUUCUCCCCUCCAUCCAUGUUCCAAAACACGUUUGGAUUUAAUCUCAUUGCAAUCAAAGCAGAGACAGUUUUCAACAGAAAUCGCAUAUGCACCAGUUUCCACUGAAAACAUGGUCUUCUCCACAGGACUCCUGCAAGAAAACACACUUUUAUUCCUCAGUAGGUGACAGCACGGCUUACAUUAAGGCGUCUUUGGCGUCUCCGUAGUUUAUUAAUUGUAUGCAGGUGUCAAAAUAAUUUAUCACAAAUGCACAUGGGCGCAGGCUGCUCUCAUUCCUAAACUUCAUUUACAGCGUCAAAGAAAGAGGACCGACGUUUUCAGCGAAGGUAUUAUCAGUCGUUUUUAUCUUGCAACAGUUUCACAAUUUGCCCUCUGCUAACAAAGUAGCGCAAAUAAGAAGGGGAGGGACGAACGAGUUCCGUUGGGCAGCUUUGUAUCCAUUGUUUGCUUGUUUGUCUGCUCUCUCUUCCCUCCUCUGGGCGACCUGAGAGCGUUCUCUUCUACGCAGACUCAAGAGCAAACGAACGGCGCCAAAUUAUUCAGCUUGAAGCGGCGAUUUGCGAUUGGGCAUUUUGAAAAUCUCCCGCUGCUCAUUUGAGGAGCAGCGCCCUAUAGCGAGAGAGGCGGAGUUAGGUAGCACCGCCCUCCCUGGAGCUGCCAGUUUUCAUUCUGGUCCGCAUACAGAGUAUAUAAUUCAGCCGAGUUCUUUUCGCUCCUGCAUAAACCGGUUCUCUCUUUGUUUGUGCGUCUGCUGGGAAGAUGUCGGGUCGCGGCAAAGGCGGGAAGGGGCUCGGGAAAGGGGGCGCCAAGCGCCACCGCAAGGUGCUGCGCGAUAACAUCCAGGGCAUCACGAAGCCUGCGAUUCGCCGCUUGGCUCGCCGUGGAGGAGUCAAGCGCAUCUCUGGGCUGAUCUACGAGGAGACCCGGGGCGUGCUGAAGGUUUUCCUGGAGAAUGUCAUCCGCGAUGCCGUGACUUACACGGAGCACGCCAAGAGGAAGACCGUGACUGCCAUGGAUGUGGUCUAUGCCUUGAAGCGCCAGGGCCGCACUCUGUACGGAUUCGGCGGCUAAAUAUUCCUGCAGCGAACAACAAAAUAUCCAAAGGCCCUUUUAAGGGCCACCUACUCAUUCAUAAAAAGCUGGAAUUUUCCUCAUAGAGUAACGUUAACAAGGUAGGGAUGGGAGCUUGUGAAAAGGCGGUAGUUGCUUGAUCUGCAACUGGUCCGACGUGUAUGUACGUAAAUCAAGAAAGUCGAGAUGUGCGGUGGCCUUUUACGGUUCCGUUAAUUUUUUUAAAAUGCUCCGAUGCAACGCCGUGAAUCGUUUUUUUGUCUCCCGCUUCUGACCGUUUUUUGGGUUAAAAAAGCCCCCUAUUGGUUCUUCAGUGAAAUUUCUAGGGGAGGCAGCCUUGGAUCACGGCCCUAGGUUAACCUCGAAGGGGCUUUUUGCGCAGAACUCCGCUCCUCCCCUCGCUGUCCCCCGCUAGACACUAGUGACUAGAGAGUAAGGCUCCAAACUGGCUUAGCAGCCGCAGGAGGAUUCCGGACGCGGGGGGGGGGGGGAGGGACGGGCAGGCAGACAAAAGCCAGCGAACAAAAGCCUGGUCUCCGGGCAGGAAACCGCGACGCCUCAUUUCCCAGCAGCCUUUGUGCCCAUUGGCUUUGUUCGCCUCCUUGUGACCUUGUGCUGUCUGUGGCCAAUGAGAACCUGUAGCGUCAUGCCGUCGCUUAGAGACGCAAAGCACUCUGGGAUAAGUAGUUCCCAGGCGGUCCGCGGGAUUCGGAUCCGGGCUGCGCCUUCUCCCUCGCUGUGGGAAAAGGGACGAUGACAGCAGCUGGAGUCCCUUCUCUCAGGCAUCCGAUUUUUCUGCCCGCGUUUCUUCUUUCGGAUUUCCCCCACCGGCUGGUCCAAAGCCAAGGGGGGCACUUGCCCCUCACCCUGAGGUCCUGCGCUCUUGUCGGGCUCUUGGGCACGAAGCCAGCUCCGGCAUGUGCUGUCCUGGUUGCCUGCCUUCCUUCUCGAUUUGCCUCCUCCAGCUCUGGUCGUUGGCCAGGAGGAUAACAUUCUGGCUUUGCGGCAGCCCUCGCCACGCCUCUCUCUGUGCUUUCGCUGCGGAGCCUUCUCGGCAGGAGGUGCUCGCUGAGAUGAAUUAUCUCGAGAUGUGUCAGUUGAAAUGCCUCCCUUCUAAGGGUGGUGCCGGUGAGUGCAAUCAGGAUCGCAGCCAAGGCAGGGAAAAGGAGAAACAAGAGGGGAAGGGAGCUUGAAGAAGUAAAUCUCUCUCCCUGCUUCCUCCCCCAUAACCAGCAGUAUCUUAGCAGUAAUUAAAUAAUGGGUUGUAUUCAACUAACUUUUAUUUCCAGUACUCCCGCUUAGGUUCAUUAAUUCUAAUGGCUGUAA